UUGGGACAGGAGGAUCGCUAUUGCAAACAGGUGUGAUAUAGGAACCAGAGCCGCUUCUUGUUUUGAGGGUAUUUUGUUUUAGAUUAGAAUGGUGAUUAUAUUGCCUGCACGGAUAUAAAGCACACACACACACAUAUAUUUUAAAUCCAUGUCUACGAAAAUAACGUUGGAUUUAAUAAGGAGAAGUCCCGUCUCCGAUCGAGAUAUGUUUAGAGAAUUUCAGGAUUGGUGUCUUAGGACUUACGGGGACUCGGGUAAAACAAAGACUGUCACCCGGCGAAAAUACAACAGGAUUCUGCAAACACUUCUCCAGGGCGAAGAAUCCGGCGACAGUGGCUUCAUUGAAAACAACCACGUCGACGCCAAAUUUAAAUUCUGGGUGAAAUCUAAAGGCUUUCAGGUCGGAAGCAAUGCUGCUGCCACCAGUCACAGUGAACAGAAGAAGGGGGCAUCUGGAAAGCCUGUGCUGUAUGUCCCUGUUAAAGCAACGAUUUCGGAAUGUGGGCUGGCCCAGGACAGCACCUCCCUGAAGCGGGUGGCUGUGGUGGAGGAUUUCUUUGACAUCAUCUACUCCAUGCAUGUGGAAACAGGCUGCGACCCUGGCAAGGCACCCAAGCACGCCGGCCAGAAGAAAACGUACAAAGCGAUAGCGGAGACCUACGCGUUCCUCCCGCGCGAGGCUGUCACCCGCUUUCUGAUGAGCUGCCAUGAGUGUCAGAAGAGGAUGCACAUCAAUCCCAGUGGAGCCGAGUCCAAAGAGAAUGACCGCCCCACCUCCUUAGUCCCAGGACUGAUAGACUACAACAUGCCAAUCACUGCGACAUACCUGAAACAAAUGAAGCUGAGCAGCAUGGGAGCCAACGAACAGGAUGAAAGUUCAGUGAGCAGCGAGGAUUUUGAUAUGACUGACCCCACAUGGAUGUCAGCUGAUCACGGCGCUACGACUGACCUGAGCCCCAGCCAAGGAGAGAGAAUGCACACACCCCUGAACAGACACAAAGAGGAGGACGAUGACUCGUCCUCAGAGAGUGGCAGUGGGAACGGCCUGCCCACUCUCAACCCGUCAGCCCCGGGAAGUGCCCAGGAGGACGGAGCCUACACGGAGGUGAAUGGGAACAGAGCUCCUGGCCCGCUGGACUUCAGCACCACCUCAUCAUCAUCCUCCUCCGAGGACCAGCCCAUCAACCUGAGCGAGCGACUGCAGCCCCCCUUCCAACCAGAACCCCCGGACGGGCCGAGGAGCCGAGUGAAGUACACGAGCAAGCCAGCCGCGGAGCUCAGACUGGACCGGGAGAUGAGAGACUAUGUAAAUAAGUCACCGCAAUACAGCUCAGGGAGUUAUGAUUCGGUCAAGACGGAGGUCAGCCUCUGCCCGGAGGACCUCUCGGUCAGUCGGGCGCCCACUGCAGACGAUGAUGAUGACGACCACGACCAUGAUGACCACGAGGACAAUGACAAGAUCAACGACUCUGAGGGAAUGGACCCCGAGCGGCUAAAGGCUUUUAACAUGUUCGUCCGCCUGUUUGUGGAUGAGAACCUGGACCGCAUGGUGCCCAUUUCUAAGCAGCCCAAAGAGAAGAUCCAGGCCAUCAUAGAGUCCUGCAGCCGGCAGUUCCCGGAGUUCCAGGAACGCGCCCGCAAGCGCAUCCGCACGUACCUCAAAUCCUGCAGGAGAAUGAAGAAGAAUGGCAUGGAGACACGCCCCACUCCUCCUCAUCUAACCUCCGCCAUGGCCGAGAACAUCCUGGCAGCUGCCUGCGAGAGCGAGACCCGGAAAGCAGCCAAGAGGAUGCGUCUGGACGUGUAUCAGGCUCCUCUCGAUGAACAGAUUUCACUAGAGAAGCAGAGUGCCCGGGAGCCACACUCCGCCUUCACGUUGGCAGCCUCGGCUUACUCACAGGAUCAGAUCUACGUCAACGGAGGCCUCAACUACAGUUACCGUGGAUACGGGGGGCUGGGAGCCAGUCUGCAGCCUCCUGUCUCCCUAACAACAGGGAACACUCUGAGCAAUGGUCCAGCUGAUUUCAGCAUGAAGGCACUGGCUUCGAACUCCUCUUCAGCCUCCAGUACAAACAGCAGGGGUGUCCCGACAGCCCAGCUGAGCCCCACGGAAAUCAACGCAGUGCGGCAACUCAUCGCCGGCUACAGAGAGUCUGCUGCUUUCCUCCUGCGCUCGGCCGACGAACUGGAAAACCUCAUUUUACAGCAGAAUUGAAUUCAGCACCUCCGCCCCCACCCCUAAAAUGAAAAGAUAAUAAUUACACCGGACAUCUCCGUCCCCAUCCCCUGCAUGGUCUGGUCUCCCCUUGGGACCUCCUCCCUUAAUCUUCGCACUGCUAGGGGAGGCUUGUGUGCAGAGUAAGAGUGAGCGAGUUGUUACUUUAAAUUGCAUUGUGCCGUCGCUCAACCCUCCUAAAGGAGGAAACAACCGAGUCUUGAAAGGUAGCUAUCCUCUUUAGGACCCUUUACUGUAAAAUGAAAACGCCUAGCACCACCCUAGAAGCACUUACAAUUAUUAUAGGUCUCCGAGUCAUGGCUAGUAGUUUUGAUCAGCUGAAGACUAUUUCAAAUGUAAUGGGCCACUGUUUCACACAGCGCCACCUGUCAUUUGGUGCUGGUACUACAGGUAUCUUAAUGCUACGAGACAAAAAAAAUCCCCACAAUUGACUACUAUUGUAACGAGCUGUAAAUAUGUGCGAUGUGUUAUUUAAGCACUUUCCUCUCACACAAACCUCACAGUCCCCAUGGAGAAGGCAAAAGAAGGUACCGAACAUAAAUAUGCAGGUGGCACGUGGAAAUACCUCAGUAUGUUUAAUUAUAUUUACAUUUAUAUUGAUUUUGUAUCUCUUGGGGGGGCAGGGGGUUUGCAACAAUAUUUGAGUUUGGAUCUUUUAAACUGUAGAAAUACCUGACUUUCAAAAAAUAGACUACUAAAACAGUUUAAAAAGACUUUGGCACUAGAGAUUAUUUGUAAACUACAUAUUUGAAGAUAGUGUUGUGAAGGUAACAUGUCUCUUUUACUACAAUGUUAGAUACCGUCAACCAGGCAAAUGUAACGAAACUUCCAAACAUCCCCAAUAAAAAUCAGUGCAACCCCACCGUUGAGGGGGUUGGGGGUGCACACUGCCACCUAUAUAUAAAGGGGGUCCAGUGUUCCUAUUUCCUCCUGACUACCCAUCUUGUAGUUAAAGCCUGGUUGUGUAAUGGACAUUGGGGGGAGAUUUUCCGUUGUUCUUGUUCUAAGAUGGCCAUUAACCCAUUUGCUGCUAUGGGACCCAAUAUUUGCCACAGACCUGUAACCUCAAGAGGAGUCUUCAGCCUCCACCAAACGAGAGGACCUCAUCGACACUGCCCUCCUGUCUGUGAAAAACAAACAAAACGCCCAUAAAGAGGAUCUCAAAUCUGUUACUACACCGCUUUGAACUGCGGUUCUCUCACUUUAUAGUUUGAACUUACAGCCAAAUGUCAAACCUCCAAAAAACACACAGGGACCAAGAGCCGAAGGCCUCCUAUCGUACAGCAGUGUGACUUCCAGGGAAUGCUGUGCUGCUUCAAGAACUCUUGCUUUCUUCCUUCGAGCUGCUACAUCCACAUUGGUUGCCAUUAAAAAAAGAAAGAGUAAGACAACCGAAGCAUUCAGUUUCGAGGUGCAAUAUUGAACAGUGUAGGCCAGGGUCUUCCUUCACUUCCCAGCUGUUGACUUUCUUUCUCAGUUUGCUUUUUCCACACACGGUUCAUUGUGUGUGGUUUACAGUAUCGGGCUUCUUUCUAUGAAUCAAGUAAAGCCAGAUCUAUUGAAAUUGAUGGGAUGCAGUUUUUUUUUUUUUUUUAAAUGUGUGUGCCCAUUGUUGAGUGUCAUAGAAAUUGACACUAAAGGGCAUAACCUUUUCAAACAUCUUACAGUUCCUCUUGAUCAGCCCGUUUCAUUAGUUCGAAGAACUGUGUUUCCAAGACUGUCAAAUUUUAGCUUACAUUUUGCACUAAUGAAAAGUUGUGCAUUGGAUAAUCAUUAACUUCUGUAGUGUAAAUACUGUGGAAUGCCCUUAAUAUUAGUCGUUUGAUUUUUUUGGUACUUUCUAUUAAAGUGUGAAAGCAUUCCUUAAACCUCAACAGAAGAGACCCAAGUGCAAGGCAAGGCUUUAACCCAUCAGGACUGACCCACUUCCAUCAUGUCUAACACUGACAGACAUCCACAUGGCAAACUGAUGGAGUCACUCCAUAUCAGAAUGGCCACAACUGCUUUAUAAUCCACUGUGGUUUACUCUUUGCCGUGGACACACUCAUUAGCAACACAAGAAACAAGCUGAUGUUAAUGUUAAGAUGUACUAAUUGAAUGCACACAUGGAUCUAGCGGUGGCCAUGAAUAUUGCCUCAUCUCACAUUUUUCAGUAAUCCGAAACAAUUAUUAUUUUUUUUUUAAUUAAUGACUCACUAGGAAAGAAAAGCCAAAUGAGACAGAUUGUUUUGGGUAUAACAUCACAGACUGAAAACAAGGCAAAUGCUUUGUAUUGCUUGGAAAUAAAUGGGCCAGGAUCAUUUUUGUUUUAUUUAAUACACCUUAAUUAUAAAAAUGUAACCAUUCUAAUGAUUAAAAAUGUCAAGUGAUGCAUAUUAUAGGCCGCCAUAGAUGUACGAGUGAAUCUGCUGGGCUCCUGUUCAAGAGAAUAACCAAAAGCAAGAUGCCUCUUCUAAUACCAGUUAGCUGUGAAUUCCGUCAAAUUGGUUCUAAUCUGAAGAAAAACCUGCUAAUAGCCAUAAUUUCAGAAAGGAAGAAUUUACUACUUCAGUGACUCCAUCUUUGUUACCUCUGUUCUACAGGUUUCCUUCUGUCCUGAUGGGUUUGCAGCAAUGAAUUGGGUUCUUUCAGGUGACCCAUAUUCACAUGGCAGGAAUGGCAGUGAACCCUACUGUCCAGCCUGGUCAUCACGCUUAGCCAGGCUUCUAUUUCAGGAAGAAUUCAUUUUAUUCAGAUCAAAUGCAAAUGCUUAAAGGUUCUGUGAUGCAGUGGUUGAUAAUGAUCUGAACGUUAUGCAUCUUCACAUGUGUGGCGUGGUACAAAUUACUGUUAAAAUGGAGAGUUCCUUUCUUAGGCACUUGGUUAUUAAUGACAGCUGAACUCGUUUUUUGUUUUUGAAAUGCAGCUUUCAUGUUACUGAAGGGUUUUUUUUUUUUUUUUUUUACUUCAAAAAAGAUCUUAUUCAGAAUUAGCAAGCUCUAAUAAAGUGAUUACCUGCUGAGAAAGCAGAGUAGGCCUGUGAACAUGAUCGGAAUUCAAGAGAGAAAGAAUGCAGCAUGGUUUAAAAAUGGUUGGAAAUGCAUUACAUUUCAUUACUAACUGAAAAACAUCCUACAAAUCCAAACUGACUUACAAUUGUUUACAGCAGAACAUUGUCUGCUAGCCAGGUAAAAAUCACUGCUCAGUCACUUACAACAGAAUCCUCUAGCACAUUAUGAUGUGGAAACUAAAGAAAUAUAAUCUCUCUCAAAAGCAGCCACCAGUACUGAGAGGCACAAUUCUCUUGCUAUGCGUUGCCAAGUUAUUCUAAGUCUAUACCCCGCCUUGUGCCAAAACUGUUCCUGUGGCUCAGAACUGAGGACAUCUCUACCAUUCAUUGCUGCUCAAACCCAUCCUUGACAGAAGAAAGCCUUACCUUCUUGUUGCAAAUUCUUUGAAGUGCGCUGCUGAACUUUAGCUUCAGACCUGAGGUAACCACCUUCAGUGGCAAGAUUUAGCUUGUUAGUCUAGAUAGUGCUAUGCAUAUGUAACAGACAACUGUUUUUGUGGAAGGACUAAAGAGAUUAUAUGGUGUACAGGCAGUUGCAGAAUAACCUCCUCUGUGAUUGUUUAUUUUCCCCCAGUUUUAGAAGAUAUACUGUAAAGAAAAAAAAAAAGUAGGCAAAAGACAAUCUUAUCCCCUUCAUUGUUUGAUUUCUGUAUCUUUUUGUGUGCAGCUAUUGUAUACGGUGUGUCUUGGGGACAACAAAGUAUUUUAUCCAUAAUCAAAGCAUUCUUACUGUAUUACUGUACUUACAUAAGAGUUGUGAUGCACACAUGUGGCUCACCAUUUGAUCAGUCUCUUUUUUUAUGCAAUUACUCUUUUUUUUAAAAAUGUAUGAAAAAAUAUAUAUCUUGAGUGUAAACAUUCCAAAACAAGCAACAACAGAAAAGAAAAAAAUGCUUUAGCAACAAACCUUACCAGCUUCCACUACAACCCUGGGGAUUAGCAUACUUUCCAGAACACGGGUCACUGUGACCCUGGGGAUUAGAGUACCUUCCAGAACACAUGUAGACAUGGUUCUUAAUUCAGAACUACUGCAAGGUAAAAGAAAGUUAGGGUGUCAGUGUUGUAAAGAUACGGUGUAGUGUAAUUAAUUUUAAAAAAUCAAUGAGGGGGCAUCAAGCAUAUAACUAGGUCAGUGCAUGUUAUUAUUAGACAUUUAUUUAACAUAAAGAUUCAUGUUUAAAUACAGUACAGCUUUUUAAUCUUUUGCCUCCCAACAUUUCUGUUCUGGAAGCUUGUCCUUUUUCAGCCCUCAAAUUCCAUUACUACUUUAUGGUAAUACCGUCACUGCUGGAAACAACAAACACUAGAUUGAGAAAUAGAAUACUGAUUGUCUGCACCACACUUUCAGAUGAACGGGCUAAAAAGAAAAUAGCUACUUUCAUUCACACAGGGAAAUAAAAGUAUACUCCAUUUUAGGACUAAAACGCUUUAGGAUAAUUUCAUGAAAAUGUAUCUCUUGGACCUUGCUGCGUGUAGUCACGGAUUAGGGAUAUAUUUGAAUACUGACAUGUAUGUCUUUAAAAUGACAUCACAUGUAAUUUAAUAUACCAAUUCAAAAUGUCCUGAUAAUUAAAGUCCAGAUAAUAAUGUGUUAUUGACGAAGCCUCCCAAAGGGUGCUUUACUGUGGUUGUGCUUGUAAGGUUCAUUGCUAUCAGACACAAAAAUAUCUUCAGGCAGACAGUUUUGCAGCAAAAAAAAAAAAACACAAUUAACUGUCUCUUUAUUUUUCUAAAGGGGUAGUGUAGUCAAUAAAAAUCAACAUGGUUUUGACCAGUCUUUUUUUCUAUAUAUAUAUAUAUAAGUUGGUGGUGCUUUAGAUUUGUUUGUUCUGUUAUACAGGGAGCUGGGGGUCUCUGCUCCUUACCUAUUUGUACCUAAUACCAAUGUGAAAUUUUGUAUUAUACUCCUGAUUUUGGACUCAGUGGAAGUGUGAUGUUUACAUGUACAGAUUUUGCGAUUUUUUUCUCCCCCUGUGUUAUAUAUGUCUUUCUGACUCUGUACUUGAGGGGGAAAAAAAUCAAAACAAAUUAACCAUUGUAAAAAAGUGUAAAACUGUUUUUAAAAAGAGUGACUCGUUUUUUGUUUUUGUUUCAAGCCAUUAACAUUCUUUUCAGCAACCAAACAAACUGAAAAACCAAACCUGGCAUCGGUUUUAUACCAAAGCCUGAAAUCCAUGAUAUUUAUAAUUUAUUCAAGUACAGCAAGUGGAAGUCUUAGUCCACACUUACCAUUGAGUAGCGCACACAUGAUAAAUAUGCAGUAAUUACAAUCUGUUCAUUUAAAAGUGGGCUUAUUACAAAAACAACAAAGCAUAGAGUUAUCUGCUAAAAAAAAAAAAAAAAAAAAAACACCCACUUUAUUUGGAACAGUAGAGAGUAAUUUGAGGUACUGUUCAUUUGAGAUAAAAUGUACUGAAGCUAAUUCAACAUUCUAGCAAGUGCAACUGCUUAAUAAACAAUUAUCAUUGUUCGAUAUAAAAUGACCUAUUAGAACUCUAGUGUUUAAUUCAUAGAUCAAUUCUGAUACAACUUGUCUCUAAGCAGUUUGGCCCCACGAUCUAGCUUGGGGAUGAAGUCAGAAUUGUCAUGGUACUGUUUAAAAAAACUACAAGAACACACAACCCUCAGUGUGCCCUUUUUAGAAACAGGUCUAUUUUAAAAUGGUUGAUUUCCCUCUGAUUUUAAAGUAUAUAAUUUUUUUUAAUAUAUUUAUUGUGUUAUCUAACAGUGGAUAAUUUUUUUUGAGUACAUGUGGCUAAAUAUUUUAAUUAUUUAGAAGUGUUGAUAAAUAUGUAAAGCAACUAAAAUAUGAAAAAAAAAUCUUAUUUCUGUUUGUUCAAUGCAAAAUAGCAUGGGCAGUUUUCUUACUUUACAUAUCAGUUUUAUUAAUGAAAUACCAACGAGUUUAAAUUGAGCGUUUCUCAGCGUGAUGUUAUUACUAGGUAAAUGUACUGGUUUCAAAACAAUCGUGGAACUUUGUUUUCUGUAUAUCACAAAGCUGAAUAUACUAAUAAAAACAGUAUGCUAUAUAUCA
Molecule: messenger RNA, 8319 nt
Organism: Polyodon spathula (Mississippi paddlefish)
Lineage: Eukaryota; Metazoa; Chordata; Actinopteri; Acipenseriformes; Polyodontidae
Product: nucleolar protein 4-like
Exons: 11
Coding region: 149-2215 (688 amino acids)
Source: RefSeq, a predicted model, not a curated record